This is a messenger RNA of Trifolium pratense (red clover), 976 nucleotides long. Its product is annotated as protein DOG1-like 4. The record is from RefSeq and is a predicted model, not a curated record. NCBI's taxonomy places the organism in Eukaryota, Viridiplantae, Streptophyta, Magnoliopsida, Fabales, Fabaceae. The coding region runs from base 192 to 881 and encodes 229 amino acids. Gene Ontology annotation, biological process: DNA-templated transcription. The transcript has a single exon. Gene Ontology annotation, molecular function: sequence-specific DNA binding.
AUUUUGCUGCGCGUAAUCCAUGCAAAUGCAUUGCUCAUUACACUCUUUUACUUUCGUGUCUUUCCCUCCUCUUUCCAUCUGUUCUUUUUCCUUCACCUCCUCCUAGUUUCAAUACACAUUAAAAACACCAACAUAGAGAUACUACCACCACUAUACUUUCUUUUUCAAAAUCCAUUUCUUUAUUCACAUUAAUGAAGAACCCUGUUGUGGAAAAGUUCUCUGAAUUUUAUCAGAAAUGGGUUUUGAAGCUUGAAGAAAUUCACCAUGAGCUUAUUGAAGUAUCAAAGAAAAAAACAGAGUUUGUAAUGAAUGAACAAGAAUUACAAACACUAGUUUCAAGAGUCACAACCCAUUUGAAAGAAUAUUACACUGUCAAAUGGGGUGCAGCACAUGAAGAUGUUGUAGUGUUUUUCACACCAACAUGGCUUAGUCCAUUGGAAAAUGCUUACCUUUGGGUAACUGGUUGGAAACCUUCCUCAAUUUUUCGCAUUCUCGAGAGAUUUGACAUAACAGAUGAACAGAGAAAGGAGAUAGAGAAAUUGAGAGUGAGGAUAAAGAUGGAGGAAGAGAAAGUGGAGAGAGAGAUGGAGAGACAACAAGUUGCUAUGGCUGAUUUGAAGAUAGUGGAACUGGCUAAGCUUUCAUGUAGAGCAAUGAAAGAUGAUGCAAAGGUUAAUGGGUUGGUUGGUGUGGCUUUGAAAGGUGUUUUUGCUGGUUUGGAGAAAGUUAUGAAAACUUCUGAUUGUGCCAGACUUAAGACACUUAAAGGGGUUUUGGAUGUUUUAAGUCCAAUUCAGUGUGUCGAUUUUUUAGCUGCACAUAUUGGUAUGCAGCUGAGGCUGAGGCAAUUUGGGAUGAAGAUGAUUACUGGAUCCAAUUGAAUGAAUGAUUAAAUCAAGAAAUUUUAGUAGUGAGUAUUGAGUAUUGUACAUCUUUAAUUUAAGCUUAAUUAAGUUGUUUAGUACUCCUUCAUUAA